Molecule: messenger RNA, 783 nt
Organism: Pisolithus orientalis
Lineage: Eukaryota; Fungi; Basidiomycota; Agaricomycetes; Boletales; Pisolithaceae
Exons: 3
Coding region: 1-783 (260 amino acids)
Source: RefSeq, a predicted model, not a curated record
AUGGACAACCAACUGGCUGCGGAGUGCCCACAGGAGACACUUGCAAGUGGUUGCCCGAAGCACCAGGUGGCUAAUGUGCAUCCCGGUAGGAUCGUCCUCGACAGCCAACCGAGAAGACAGACGAGUGCAGAGAAGGAAGCUAACAAUGAAUGCACCCAGGAAGCCCUUGCCAAAAAGGUUGCAGUGCUGAAGAGAGGUUAUCAACGGAUCGGCGAAAUUGAGGAUGAAAUGGAGGUCAACCAAAGUGGUGUCGCCGCCGGCACUAAGCCCAUCAAGCUGUGUCCUCAUCCUCGUCCUCAUCCUCACACUGUUGGCAGGCAAAGAAAUGAGAGUGAUGGCGGGAUGAAUGAGCCACUUACCCCCCUAGCUGACGUGGAAGACAAUGCUGGACCUGUAGUGAUGAAGGGGAAAGGGACAAAAGCAGCAAAGGCAAAAUCGCUGCAUGAAGCGAUAAUCUCCAUGUGCAACAAAGUAUCCCCACCAUCAACACAUGACAAUAGCAUCGGUGCUAGUACUGGUUCGAUUGCCAGUCCUCGCACAUCAGCUGCACCACCUCCAUCCACAAGUACCCUCGCUACAAGUACUACCGAUGUCAAGUUCCGUGUAUUCAAUCUCAGCUCUCCACUGCCAAAUGAUCCCCAAUACAACUACAAGUUUGAAUCCCAACUACCAGAAAACUUCAACUCGCUACCUGAUUGUGUUAUGCCUGAGCGCGGUGACUUCUUCAAAUGGAAUAGGCACGAAGCGCGCAAGGUGGGAGCCUAUGGGCUGAACUUGUCGUAA